Coffea eugenioides is the source of this 411-nucleotide messenger RNA. Its product is annotated as beta-glucosidase 18-like. The transcript is spliced from 4 exons. Gene Ontology annotation, molecular function: beta-glucosidase activity. NCBI's taxonomy places the organism in Eukaryota, Viridiplantae, Streptophyta, Magnoliopsida, Gentianales, Rubiaceae. Bases 1 to 411 code for a protein of 136 amino acids. Gene Ontology annotation, biological process: carbohydrate metabolic process. The record is from RefSeq and is a predicted model, not a curated record.
AUGAAGGUCACCACUAUGCUAUCCUCCUCCUCUCUUCUUCUCUUCAUAUUGCUCAUUUCUGCAAAUCCUUAUGCAAGAGCCCUUCAAGAAGGAGGCAAUGGAAUAGAAGAAGAGCUUGAAGAUGUGAAAAGAUCAUAUUUCCCAACUGGAUUUCUCUUUGGUGUUGCCACUUCUUCCUAUCAAAUUGAGGGUGCAAUUCUUGAAGAUGGGAAGAGCCUUAGUAACUGGGAUGUUUUUGUCCAUAAAAAUGGGAAUGUAAACAAUGGAGACACUGGAGAUAUAGCCACUGAUCAUUACCAUCGUUACCUGGAAGAUAUAGAGACAAUCCAUUCUCUUGGAGUGGAUGCUUACCGGUUCUCCAUUUCCUGGUCAAGAAUACUUCCAAGUGUGUUAUUUUCCUUCCAUGGAUAA